AUGCAGCAGCUCACAUCUCUUGAUGAGGAUGAGGAAAUGUUUACUGAAGAUGACCUGCUGGAUGUACCAUCAUCCCUGUUAUGUGAGCCACCUUCCAAGCUGUCCCCAGCUCAAACAAUAUGCACAACCAGAAUGGAACCCUCCUUCCAGUCCUUUGGUUUGCCCAGAUUACCUUUGAUAGAGCCAGCAUGGGGGUCAUUGGCACUGUCUCCCUCCUCUAGCAGCCCAUUGGUUGAGCCUCCUUGGGACUCCAUAUCAACAUGCCUCUCUGACAGCACCCCAUUACUUGAGCUGGCAUGGGACAAAUCACCACCACCUGUUGCCCCAGUUCCCAGCCCAACAACAUUCACAUUGCCUUGUGGCAAUUUCCCUGGUCCUUGUCAACCUAUGGACCUCUCAGACACUCCUGCAUCAUUCAGCUCCACAUUGAUACCAUUGGCUAGAUCCCCAUCACCAGUGCCAAUCCCAUUGUCACAUUUGGAGCUUUUAGCAGUCUCCCAGGAGUUCACCAUACAGCUGGGAGUUGAUACUCCACAAACUGAGUCUAAACAUGUCUACCAGUUCAAAUGUCAAGGCAGAUCUCCAGUAUCAUGGCUAGGAGUGGGGUAUUAUGCCAAUACCCUGGUGGAUGCAACUGGGGAGUGGCAAUCACAUGUUGAGUGGCAUGCCAUGCUUACCAGAUUCUGGCAACAGUUAGCAGAUCUUCUGGAGGAAGAGCUGGCAGUCUACUGGAAAACACCUCCCAGACCUAAGGUCUGCCCAGGGACAUCUGGUCAUGUCCCAGGGCUAUGCAGAUUUAUAGGCCCUGGGACAGAUUGGAUUUCCCACAUAGCCAUCCAUUCAAAUGCAAUUACUUGGGAUGUCCCAAGACUGCCUUGGGUGACUGGGGUCCCUACUCCUGAAAGUGCAGCUUAA
Molecule: messenger RNA, 915 nt
Organism: Pisolithus orientalis
Lineage: Eukaryota; Fungi; Basidiomycota; Agaricomycetes; Boletales; Pisolithaceae
Exons: 6
Coding region: 1-915 (304 amino acids)
Source: RefSeq, a predicted model, not a curated record